Molecule: messenger RNA, 701 nt
Organism: Triticum aestivum (bread wheat)
Lineage: Eukaryota; Viridiplantae; Streptophyta; Magnoliopsida; Poales; Poaceae
Product: kinesin-like protein KIN-14J
Exons: 4
Coding region: 205-693 (162 amino acids)
Source: RefSeq, a predicted model, not a curated record
CAGCAGUACGCAGCCCCAAUCCCGAACCCCCGCAGCUUCAAAAAUCAAAUCCGCCGCUGCCCAAAUCUCACAUUCCUCUCUCUCCGUCUCCCGUCUCCUCCCCCAAUCUCGUCUCCGCCCUCCGCCCUCCGCCCCCGAACCCCCCGACUCCCCGACCCGAAGAUCUCUGCUCCUCCCGCUCCGCUCCGGCCCCAGAUCGCGGCGAUGGGAGCGGAUCCGGCCGCCUCGCCCCCCUCGCCGGCGGCGUCUCCGUCACGGCAGCCGCGGCAAGGCGAGGAAGAGCUCCGCGCCGUGGAGGACCACCUGAGCCCGAGCCGCCACGCGGAUUCGAGCCCUGCGCCGCCGCCGUCGCCCGCGUCCGCCGCGCCGGUGCCCCAGCAUCCCGAAGUGUCAGGCGAGGACGCGGAGCUGGCCAGCGAGGAGGCGGUGGAGGAACAGCCCGCCCUUGAGGAGGGGGUGGUGGAGGCGGAGGCCGCUGUUGCAGGAGGAGAUGGGGAGGCUCUCCGCAGCUUCCUGGAGGAAUUCGGGGAUCAAGCGGACGAUUGUCUUAUCCCAUCUCCGCGGCUGAAGGGGAUCGCAACUCCUGACUGCCCUGCUGCCCUCCAAUUCCUAGGUACACAUCCAAGCAUAAUCCUUCCUUAUGGAUGGAUGGUAAAACUUAUUUGCUUAAUUGCUUGCAGAACAUACAUUUGAUCUUGUUU